UGCUGCGGUUGUCGUAGAGAGUCGCCACUGCUGCACCCCAGCGCUUUACUGCAAAGAUCCCUUCCAUCCCUCACCCUUGGGCGUUUCGACAUGGCUUCGGACAUCACCCCAGAGGCCAUCGGCUUCUUGUCAGCAGUGGCUGUCUUCGUGGUACUGCUGGCAGUGCUUUUCCUGUUCAUCAACAAGAAGCUCUGCUUCUCCACUGUUGGUGGUCUUCCCUGCCUGGAGCUACACGGAAAGGGGAGGCGUUCCCGGAGCAAAGGUGUGCCCCACCUAGGACUGGUGGACAGCUACGGUGAGGAUGAUGACCGCUCCACGUCAUCGGACAGCGGGGACGAGGUCAUGAAGCAGUUUAAGAUCUCUGUCUCACGCUCUCAGAGCUUCCAUAUGGCCAAAGCCAAAAAAGACCAGAUGGCAGCAAUCCAGGACUGUCAUAGACACACAUCCCUGCUCUCUGACCAGGGAGGCAAUGACAACGAAUCCUCUGGCAAUGAAGCAGGGAGUCGCAGGUCUGGGCCGGGUCUCCAGGAUAGCCAAAUCUGUUGGGAUGAUCAGCAGGAAGUUAUUAGAACUAGAGACUCUGUAGAAGGCCUGGAACUUGUGGUAUGUCAGACCUCUGCAAGUAACAAGGGAAGCUUCUGUCAACGGGAGAUGGAGACAGCCAUGGACAACUUGGGUUAUGAUGACAGCGAAGCAUCUGAGAGCAUCCCAACCUGGAACACAGAGUGUCAUCGUCUGAGAGGACAGUGCAACCUACCCAGCCUCUGCCUCCACCUAUCUACCUGUGGCAACCUCAUGACCCACCUAGAGUACAAGGCUAAAGCACAAAGGCUGCUAGUAACGGUGGUAGAGGCACAGGGCAUGGCCUCCAAGGAACAUGAAGAUAUUGAGGCCUGGCUGGUACGUGUGGUCCUGCUCCCCAGCCGGCGGAGGCGUCAUAAGACCAGCAUGCAACAGGGAUCAGUGCUUUGCUUCCGUGAGACCUUCCGCUUUUCACGCCUUGAUCCCUCUGAGCUGGGCCGCUCCACCUUGCGCUUCCGCCUCUAUGCAGUGAACCACGCAGCCCAGGAGUCCCUAGUAAGUCAGGGGCUGCUUCACCUUGAUGGCCUCAGUCUGCAAGGGAAGAUGGAGGCAGUUGUUGUGCUGGAGCCGUCAAGCAACAUAAAGCUGAAGCCAUGUACCUCAGGGACCAACAUCAUCUCAUCCAACCAGUUCCUAUCCCAUGGUAUGGGUCCCAAGCUGCUCCUGGGCCUGGCAUACAAUGCCAUCACUGGCCGACUCUCUGUGGAGCUCAUCAAGGGAUGCCACUUUUGCAGCCCUGGUAUCAACAGACCUCCUGAUACCUACGGAAAACUAACGCUGCUGGACUCCGUGGGUCAGGAGAUCUCCCGCUGCAAGUCUUCCAUGCGCCGUGGGCAGCCACACCCAGUCUACAAGGAAACAUUUGUCUUCCAGGUUGCACUCUUUCAGUUGUCUGACGUCACACUGUUGGUGUCAAUCUACAACCGUCGAAGCAUGAAGCGCAAGGAGCUGCUAGGCUGGGUGUCACUUGGCCAGAACAGCAGUGGCCAUGAGGAGCAGCUGCACUGGCAAGGCAUGAAGGAGUCCCAAGGGCAGCAGGUCUGCCGCUGGUAUGUCCUGCAAGAGUCCUAGAGCACCCCUUAUGGCUCCAUCAAGACAAAGCCCCUAUUAUAGCAACACCUUUGCCAUAUGUCCAGUGCAACAUUCACAUACCCCAACAAUGGCUCCUUUCCUGUAAAAUCCUGCCUCUGAGUGGCCACGCCCCCAGUCAUCACCAAAUCACAUUUCUUGUUAAUCUGAACCCAGUAAAGAGACACCACUGCCCAAUUUCACUAGGGGAAUAUGCAACUUUCUCAACAUUAUUUUAGGCAUCCUUAAAGAUUGUGGCAAUGCUUUCCUGGUUUUGUUAUUCUUGUUUUAAACAGUUCCUUAUCUAAUACAAAUAUGUGCUUUGAAUAAAGCAGAUUCAUGUGGAUCCAUUUUGCAUUCAAAUUGAACUGGCUCCUCCAAGGGAAGCUGAGAUUGUUUAUAGUCAUUCUGGCCUUUGACACUUUUGUCUUCCCUUGUUUUGAAUUUGUCCUGUCCAUGGUGUAUCUGCUUCAGCCUUGUGCCCAGUCAUUGUGGGAUAGGCUUCGGACCACCAUGACCCUAAUCAGGACAAGCGGUUACUAAGAAUAGAUGAAUGGAAGGAUGGAUAGAUAGAUGAAUGAAU
Messenger RNA from Scleropages formosus (Asian bonytongue), 2233 nucleotides. RefSeq names its product synaptotagmin-16-like. Lineage: Eukaryota; Metazoa; Chordata; Actinopteri; Osteoglossiformes; Osteoglossidae. The transcript has 7 exons. The coding region runs from base 91 to 1653 and encodes 520 amino acids. Gene Ontology annotation, molecular function: phospholipid binding. The record is from RefSeq and is a predicted model, not a curated record.